CUUCAGUCCAGCGCUGGCAGCUAAGCCAUCCACCAACAGACGCAGGGAAAGUGACGGCACGUGUGUGUAUGUGGGUCUUCUUCUCCUUCACACACACUUCAAGGCACUUUUCAGGAUACUAGCUGUGUCCUGCUGUCCUUUCAGUCCUUCACACACACACACACACACACACGCUCCUCUUGGCUUUAGGCUAUUUACAUCAGGCACCAUUUCGGCCCCGGCCAGAGCGACCCUGGCCACCCAGCCGCUCCCGCGCCUCGGUCUGGGCAGGAAGAGCCUGGCAGUGGCGGCUGUAGGUGUUAUGCUGCUCCUGGUGCUCGUGGUGCUCAUCCCGGUGCUGGUGAGCUCCGUAAGCACCGACGCCGGCCAGUAUGAGAUGCUGGGUGCCUGCCACAUGGUGUGUGACCCUUACUUGAGCAGCAAAAGUGCCGUGACAGGUCCAGCGGGCGCAGGCUCUGAAGCACCGCCGCCACCCUCCACGCUCGUCCAGGGGCCACAGGGGAAGCCGGGACGGCCGGGCAAACCCGGACCUCCAGGGCCACCCGGGGAGCCAGGCCCCCCGGGUCCGAUGGGGCCCCCGGGGGACCGAGGGGAAAGAGGGGACCGCGGCACGAACGGCAUUAACGGAGCUAUCAGCACGGUGACAUACAGCACUCAGCCACGCGUUGCUUUCUAUGCCGGACUCAAGAACCCACACGAGGGCUACGAGAUCCUUAAAUUCGAUGACGUCGUCACCAACACGGGCAACAACUAUGACGGCGCGUCAGGAAAGUUCAUCUGCAGCGUGCCUGGCACCUACUUCUUCAUCUACCACGUGCUGAUGCGUGGAGGUGACGGCACAAGCAUGUGGGCUGACCUGUGCAAGAACGGACAGGUGAGAGCAAGUGCCAUCGCUCAGGACGCCGACCAGAACUACGACUACGCCUCCAACAGCGUCAUCCUGCACCUGGACGCCGGAGAUGAGGUCUUCAUCAAACUGGACGGAGGCAAAGCCCAUGGUGGCAACAACAACAAAUACAGCACUUUCUCCGGUUUCAUCCUAUAUGCCGACUGAACCGCAGACCUCAAGGAGAAGAGAGGAAGAGGAAGACGACGGGACGGGACGAAGCCGGCUUUAUCACCCGAGCGCUUUGUUUUCACUUCACAGGAUCAUCCGUCGCUUCAACCAUCUUUUUAUUUAUUUAUUUUUUUGAUCAGAAAACUCUAGUAAGAGACUCUCAGUGGACACUCAGAGGGUGUUCUUUCCGCUCUAUGAAUCACCUUAAUGACAAAAAAAAGUGAGGAAAAAUGAAAACGUUGCACAAAAAAAAAAUAUAGACCUUUCCUUUCUUCCUGUGAGACUCCUGCAGGACUUUUCGAGCGGCAGAGAUCUUUAUUCUCAUCGUCGCGUAAUGUACGUCUCUCCAUCUCCGCACCUCCAUCUUCCGUCCAUAGAUAUUUAUCUGCGAGAUACGAGAAUGAUCCAAGAUGUCUGUCCCUCGUGGAGAAAAAAAGAAAAUUAAAUAUUUUUUUGAAGGCUUGCUUUAUUGACUAAGGGAUCGUUUGAGAUUGAGUUUAGCCUAGUUAAAAACCUAUUUCAGAUUAUUGAAAAUGCUUGUGCGUCUUGAAAAUUUGUGCCAUCCUUUGCGCUUUUUUUGUUCUUUCCCUCCCGUUUCCUGAGUAUCUGAAGAUCGGCGGUCGUUGUAUUUCAGCGUGUUGUGCUGUGUCUGGUGCAGACCUGUGACUCGUGGCAGAACGUUGUUCGUGAAGAAUGUUUCAGAAACACAAAUGAAAAUCCUAAUUCCUUAAUUAAUUCAUUUUUUAGCCAUCAUUUAAUCCUCUCUUCCACGACUCCAAGCCCAAAUUUUACAAGUGUCAUUUUCCCUUUUAAAUGUUUAUCUAAUCCUGAAAAAAAUCUCAAACUUCGUAGUGUUUAUUUCCCCAUUAGUCGACAUUUAUUUUAAAAAUGUGCUGUUGAAAUAUUAGGUACAUUAUUUCAUCGUGUUCAGUAAUAUUUUUCGCUGUUUAUUGGAGUACAGAAAUGCCCAACCAUUAUAAUAUCAGUACAGGGUGUCCCAAAAGUCUCCAUAAAUGGCACCAAUUACUAUUAUUAUUUUUUUAAAUUACUUUUUAAAAUGUAAUUGCCUCUAAGUUUGACCACAGUGUGGUGUGUGAUGUGUUUGCCAUGUUUCCUCUUCAAGUCCUUAAAAGCUAACCAAAAUUUAAAAUUCCGCUAUAUAUGGAGACUUUUGGGACUCUGUAAAUUAGGCUUGUGUGAAAUAACGACUCACGAUACACAAUGUCUGUCCAGUAAUUUUUACUCUGAUUAUUUCUUUAUAGAUUUAUCUUUAUUAUCUAAAAAUAUUAUUUUUCCACAAGGAAAAUGAAAAUGAGCUAAUCAGACGGUACCACCUGAAAGCCCCGCCCCCUGAUCUCACCUACAUUCUAUUGGACCUGCAGUAAAUGUACUGAGUUCAUUAAUAAGCCAUAAAAUCUAUCACUGCAUGUUCGAGUUAGAUAAAAGUGGCCAAGUAUAUAGUUAACAUCUGCCACGUAUAUUUAUAUUUUAGUGGUAAGCCAGCCAGGGGCUCUUCAGGCCAGCAAAAGACCCAACAACCUGAACUGGGACCGCACGCAUGUCCUGAUUUAGGCUGCUGGAAAAAAAUGGCAUUUGCCACUGAACACCAGAAUUGGCAGGUCCACCACUGUCGCCCUGUGCUUUUCACAGAUGAGAGCAGGUUUACCCUGAGCACAUGUGACAGACGUGAAAGGGUCUGGAGAAGCCAUGGAGAACAUUAUACUACCUGUCACAUCGUUCAGCAUGACCGGUUUGGUGGUGGGUCAGUGAUGGUCUGGGGAGGCAGAUCCAUGGAGGGAUGUGCAGACCUCUACAGGUUAGACAACGGCACCCUGACUGCAUUAGGUUGAAAAUGGUCAAAAAGGGGACUUAAAAAAGUACUAUUAAAGUAAAUAAAAAAUAAAGUACUAUUACUGUUUUUUUUUUUUUUUUAAAUAUCCAGCUGAGUUUUAACCAUCGCCACUGCCGGCAAGCAACUCCUAACUUCCCUAGUGAUUAUGCUGCUUUACAUCUUUAAUCAAAAUAUUUCCAAAUGGUAAAUUACGAGCAGGGAAAAACAUCUACUUCUACUUCACACAAGCCUGCAUUAAAUUCCAGUUUAUUCCAAUUGUAGGUGUAAUAAAUAAUGAUUGAGUUCCUCAGACCCUACUUUGAGAACCGUUCAAGAGAUGUUCAGACUUUAAAACGACGCUUUCCGUUAUUAUUACUCUCUCUAUAUAUCUGUAUAUCUACAUUUUUCUCCCGAAUAAAAUUGAAAAUAAGUGAAUAAGACAGUACCACCUAGAAGCCCACAUUCCAGUUCCGCUCAGUGAAAAUCUGCCAAAUUUGAUGAAAUAUUUGAUCAAAUACCCCAAAUAUUGACUAGCUGCUUCUCUAUAUUAAAUUCGAGCUCAUGACUUCUUUAAUGUUUUAUAUUUAUGUGCACAUCCAAAAUGUAUUCAGGGUAGAGGGUGGAACCAGGUUCACACAAAGACACUUCACUUGUUCUAGAGUGGACCCCUGAUUUUCUAAGACUUUGUUCAAAUCCAGAGGCUGAGUUUAAGGUUCAUGUGAAAAGAUCAACAUCCACACCACUGAUCUUCAACACUAAACCUGAAGAACAUCCUUUACGGUUCUUCUGUCACCCCACUGAGUUCAGUGAAAGCCUACCACAGCAUGUUUCCCAGCCCUUAUGUAGAGACUACAAACCUUGUCUAAUGAAUCCUUUUUUUUUUUUUUAAAGAAUAGCUUUAGAGCUUUUCACACUCGAUUUUGCAAAACAAGUGCAAAACAAAAUAACAAAUCAGAAAACAAAAAGCAAAUAAUUAAACAAAAUAACAAAUCAGAAAACAAAAUAACAAAUCAGAAAACAAAAUAACAAAUCAGAAAACAAAAAGCAAAUAAUUAAACAAAAUAACAAAUCAGAAAACAAAAUAACAAAUCAGAAAAAAAAUCAUUAAACAAAAUAACAAAUCAGAAAACAAAAUAAAUAACAAAUAAUUAAACUAAAUAACAAAUCAGAAAAGAAAAAAAUCAUUAAACAAAAUAAAUCAGAAAACAAAAUAAAUAACAAAUCCAAACACACAAUAAUAAAACAAAAUAACAAACCAGAAAAUAAAAUAACAAAUCCAAAAACACAAUAAGAAAUCAGAGAACAAAAAACAAAUCUGAAAACAUAAAUAAAUAACAACUCCACAAACACAAUAACAAAUCAUAAAACAAAACAAAAAAAUGAAUCCAAAACAAAUCCAAAAACACAAAGGACAAUUCAGACAAACAAAAGGUAGGUACAGUUUGCGAAUGGAAUUCUUACCACCAAUUGGAUGAGACAUCUGUCACUCAGGAAAUACAGGAAGUCCUUGUGCUUUUUACUUCUCAGCCAUUGUAUGAUUUAGUAGUUUAUAUAAACUCCGGCUAAACAGAAGUUAGUUUAUAGUUAGAGGUUUCACACUGCUCAUACUUUACCCGGGGUUAAUAAUGAAUCCUGGCUCUUCAUAAUCUGACGUUUCACACUCUACAUUCCUAAACCCUGGAUUGACCUUCUUCUGAUUUGCAUAUCUGCAUAUCAACAACCAUGAUUGGAUAAAUCCACCACGCUACUACAUGUCUCACUGUAAAGCCUCCUGAGAUGCACAAAAAACAACAAACGAAAGAAAGAAUACAGAGGAGUAAUCUACUGUUUAUGCAACACACAUGGUUUCUGUGACUGUACAAAGCACGUGAUGUGAGUUUUUCAAGCACUGUUCAGUUUCUGGUUGGGUGACUGUUACGGCUAGAUGCUUAGCAACAUGUUUCACACUGUACAUCUUUAGCACAGUGAUGUGCAUUUAACACUGUUAAAGCUUCAGAGCAAAGUUUCAUAACCCCGGGGGAAAAAGCUGUGCUUCAUAACCCUGCUUCAACAUUACACGUGUGAAACCUUCAUCUACCCCGGGGUUAAAGGCAAGGUUUAGAACGAUGAUAACCUGUGGGUUCAGAGCACAGUGUACACUCUUUAAAAGAAAAUGCAUCUACUUUUGUUUCUUUACUUUGUCCUUCUAAUGAAAUCCUUAAAGCUUCUUUGAAAGUUUACUAAAAGAAAUGGAACUAAGAACCCUUAAUUACCAAAUUAACCCAUAAAGAACCCUUUUUCCCCCUAGAUGUACACACUCAAAAAAAAAAAGAACUAAAUCUAGAACAUGGUAGGGUUCUUCAAUUUGUCCUUCUAAAUAUUCCUAAAGGUUCUACUGUGAACCAUAUAAACAGAGUACUUACCAGUGAGUCCUUCAGGAAGCUGAGAACUUUCCAAACCUUUUCUUAGUAUUUUAACCAAGAGCGUUCAUCUUCAUCUUCAGCAUCUAUAAGAGUACUUCACCUCGCUCCUUUAGUGGAACCCUUAAUGGUUCUACUUUACACCCUAUGACAAACUGCUUUCUUAUCAGAAACGGUAAAAAGAUGAUAUAACAUUUCCUUUCUUUGGUGGGAACCAAAAACAUUAAUUAUCUAAUGAACCCUUUGUUCCUAAGAGUCAUGUAUUAAAUCAAGCACAUGUUCUUCACUAGAUUCAUCUUAAAAGGUUCUAGAGAAGGUAACACUUUUAGGAAGUUGUGGACGCUCCAAAUAACCCUAGAACCUCUUUGUUGACGGACGCACAUUCUUGCAACAACAAAAAAGCUGAUAUCUAGUGCCUUUAAGGGUUCUUUGCAUUUUCCUCCUCAAGAAGAGCACAGAAUAGUUACCUAUCAGAUAGGACAACUCUUUUAGGUUUCACAGAACCCUUGUUUUUCCAGAAGUGUACAUCUUUGUCCCUCAGAACCAUUAACGGUUCUGUUGAUCUCCACAGCGUAAUGUUCCUUUAUUAUAAAUGAUUCAAAGUUUAACACUCUUUAAAAAAAAAAGCUUCUGAUUCUUUUGGUUCUUAAGGUUCUCCCUCUAGAGGAACCUGUAAAUGUUGAAUUCUACAAUGGAGCUCUAGCUUCUUCACAGUUCAGGUCCAAUCCUAAUCCAUGGUAAUUUGUUGGAUUAGCCAGAUAAGAUGUGCAAGUGUAAUAAUACACCUGCCUCAUUAGCCAACCAAAUAGUUCAUGCACAUGCUCCAUGACCUCAAAGGUCAAGGUCUGUGAUGUAAUAAUGAUGGACGAUGGACGAUAAAUUGGUGGAUAAAAAACAGAUUUGUUUGUGUAGGAAUCCAUCUUGUGCAUAAAACAACUAUUACUAGCUGAUGGACGCAUUACACGAGGGUCUUUAAAGUUCAAAAUGGACGUUGUGAUGGACACGUCUCAGCUCAAACCUGUGAACAUGGUUUUAUAAUUCAGAAAUACUGUAAGCUCCUCCAAAUAUCACGAAUAUUAUUUCUGCAGGUGUUAAAUCACCAAAUCCUGAGGUACUGAAGAAACCACACCAUCCACAAAGAAAUGUACAGUUCAUUUUGUUUAUUUACUUAUUUAUUUAUUUUUGUUCCCCAAAACACGUGCUAAACUGAGCCAGAGCACCGAUGUUUGAUUUACUUUCGGCAAAUGAGUCGAUUCAGAGUCGAUUCGAUUUCUCACUGCAAACGAUUCAUCAUUGGAGUUCACUGGAAUUUUUUUUUGCGUUGUACUGAAAAUCCAGAAAUAAAAUUAAAUAAAGCUGAUGGAAUAUUACAUAAGACGCAGCACUGAUGAGGUUUUAAGACGGUUUUAAGAUACAUGAAAUAGGAGCAGGUGCAAACAGAGUAAAAUAAAAACGCUUCAGUUUGAUGUUUGAUUCACUCGCGGGUGAGUCGAUUCAGAGUCGAGUCGCUUUCUUACCACAAACGAUUCGUGAUUGGGUUUUAAACAGCGUUACAUUAUUGGGCAUGUAAUAAAAUGAGACAAAAUAGCAAGAAUUUACAAAUUGCAGUGCUGUGCAAAGAUUCCAAAGUGUAGAAAUAUUUAAAAAAAAAAAAAAAAAGUAAAUAAGUAUGGCACAAUGCCACUUUUUUCCUAUAGAAAAACUAAAAACAAGUCUCUUUAUGUGAAAACAUUUCCAGUUAUAAAUAAAUAAAUAAAUAAAUAAAUAAAUAAAUAAAUUCAAAUUUUCCAAAUCCAGUUUCACAAUAACUUUUUUAAUAACUUUUAAUAAUCUUUUCUAUCAUUGUCAUAUCAGUUGUCUGUAUUCUCUCAGGUAUUGCUGUUGUGAAGUUUUAGAGGGAUUCGGUGAGUUUAACAUUCUUAGAGAAGUUGUGAAAGCAGCUUCUACAGAAUUUGGAUGCAAUUACAUUUUUAGUGCUUUCACACAUUUUAGGCUGUUAGUCCAAAUAAGAGCAGAAAGAAUCCUUUUGGAUCAUGUGUUUUGGCUGUUAGCUUGGGUUUCACACUUCACAUAAUUAAACGAGAGGGAAGAAAAAGAACAUAGGGCUGAAGGUUUACUCACAUCCCUUGUAAUAAAAUCUUAAAGGAUUCCAAUAAGAAACAUGUACAGGGUUGUAAUUAGUAUUUCUAUCUAUUCUUAGGAACAAUUUUUAUAAAGUUUCCUGUAAAAAAAAAAAAAAAAUCACAACAAUUACCUGAGAGAACAUGGAGGAGGUAGGAGAACACCUGGAAGUAAAUGAUUUGAUAAUUAUUUAAAUAUCCCUCAAUUUAUUAUCCUUUUCUUUUUUCUGCAUCAAUUGAAUCAUUUACAUCAAUGAGCUUCUUCUUGUCGCUGGAGUGGGAUCUUUUUUUUUUUUUUUCUUGCAUCAGUUUUAGCAGCUCCCAUGGGCAAAAAAGUGCAUAUGUUUGAUUCACUUCCCACAAGUGAGUCGAUUCAGAGUCGAUUCGCUUUCUUCCAACAAACGAUUCGUGAUAGGUUCCACUGGGAUGAAAAAUGAGGACCAGCAGGGAAGAUGUUAUCAAUAUCAGGACACUUUUAAGAUACACUUCACUUUUAUGUUUGAUCCGAUGUCUGAUUCACCUCUCGCAAGUGAGUCGAUUCAGAGUCGCUUCGCUUUCUCACUACAAGCGAUUCGUGAUAGGUUUCACUGGGAUUUUUUUUUUUUUGUGCUGUACUGAACAUCUAAAAACAAAUGAGGCACAGCAGGGCAAAUGUUAUCAACAUCAGGACACUUUUACGAUACACUUCACUUUUAUGUUUGAGCCGAUGUUUGAUUCACUUCCCACAAGUGAGUCGAUUCAUAGUCGAUUCGCUUUCUCACUACAAACGAUUCGUAAUAGGUUUCACUGGGAAUUUUUUUUGCGCUGUACUGAACAUCCAAAAAAAUGAAAAUGUUGACAAUAUCUGGACAAUUUUAGGAAACACUUCACUUUUAUUGUUUGAUCCAACGUUUGAUUCACUUCCCGCAAAUGAGUCGAUUCAGAGUCGAUUCGCUUUCUCACUACAAACGAUUCCUGAUAGGGUUCACUGGGAAUUUUUUGCUCUGUAUUGCAUUUAGGUCCCAAGUAAUACAAUACAGUCUGUAUUUAGUGCAGGUUAAAGCCUUAGUGUGACCUCUGACCUCGGUACAACGUACAGAACAAACACAGGGCCAGAGAGCCCAAAGUAGAACAAGAGGAAAGUUAGAAAUCUCCUCCUGCGGCGUCCACACGGGUCACUCACACACACAACUCACGACAGGACGCUGAUGUGAUGCGACAUGGUGACAGUCUGCGGCCAAAUGAAGCUGAUCUGUUCAAAUUGAAUGUGUGUGUGUGUGUGUCCAGUCGAGCCUUCAUGCAUGCACUGAAAACCUCCUCAGCCACAUCACUGAUUAUCAAUCACACAAACACACGUCAGCCGCUCCAUGUUCUAAUCAGCCGAUCAGAUUGCAGCGCGAGAGAUUAAAUAAAUAAACAAAUAAAUAAAUCUACACUGGAGAAGAAACGAGAACAAUAAAGCUGUGAAAAGAAAACGAAAUGUACGCGGACGUUGAUCCGACAUAAUUUAUCUUUUCGAAAUGUAAAUGAAUUUAAUUAAUA
Hemibagrus wyckioides is the source of this 8928-nucleotide messenger RNA. RefSeq names its product C1q-related factor (gene c1ql1l2). Gene Ontology annotation, molecular function: protein binding. Bases 302 to 1054 code for a protein of 250 amino acids. The record is from RefSeq and is a predicted model, not a curated record. The transcript is spliced from 2 exons. Lineage: Eukaryota; Metazoa; Chordata; Actinopteri; Siluriformes; Bagridae.